Cynara cardunculus var. scolymus (artichoke) is the source of this 1154-nucleotide messenger RNA. Its product is annotated as solute carrier family 35 member F1-like. Lineage: Eukaryota; Viridiplantae; Streptophyta; Magnoliopsida; Asterales; Asteraceae. The coding region runs from base 135 to 1154 and encodes 339 amino acids. The record is from RefSeq and is a predicted model, not a curated record. The transcript is spliced from 11 exons. Gene Ontology annotation, cellular component: membrane. Gene Ontology annotation, molecular function: transmembrane transporter activity. Gene Ontology annotation, biological process: transmembrane transport.
AAUCCCACUCCUAAAAUCUCCAUAUCCAGCGAUUUUAUCGACAUUCUUUCAACUAAAAUCCUUUCGUUUUGAACUAAAUCUGGGUUUUGGCUUCCAAUUUCUAAUUGAGUUCAUCACUGAUCAUCAGUUCCACCAUGAACAGUGAGGGUGUAAAAUAUGGGGGAUUUUGGAGGGUUUUAUAUGCUGUGUUGCUGGGUCAACUCACCUCCUUUUCAAUGGCUCUUGUAAGCUUCAGUUCUUCUCUAUCUGCUAAUCUAGGUGUUAAUGCCCCAUUUACUCUCUCAUUUUUCUCUUAUUUGGCUUUAACAUUGGUCUUUGGAAGCAUCUUGCUGUACCGUCGCCAAAAGCUACAUAUUUCUUGGUAUUGGUAUGUCCUCUUAGCAAUUGUGGAUGUCCAUGGCAGUUAUCUUUUUAACAAAGCAUACCAGUUUUCGUCCAUCACCAGCGUGACAAUACUCGACUGUGCAACAAUCGUUUGGGUCAUAAUUCUCACGUGGCUCUUUCUUGGCACAAAGUAUUCCUUAUGGCAGUUUCUUGGGGCAGCUCUAUGUGUUACGGGACUAUGUUUAGUGCUGCUUUCUGAUUCCGGAGUGGGAGGUGGAGGUGGUUCGAAUCCUAUUCUGGGUGAUGCACUUGUGAUUGCUGGGACUUGUUUUUUUGCAGUAAGCAAUGUUGGUGAGGAAUUUUGUGUUAAGAAGGUCGGUCGGAUUGAAGUAAUAACAAUGCUUGGUUUGUUUGGAAUGCUUAUGAGCGUAGUAGAGAUGGUCAUAUUUGAGAGGAAGAAUCUUGAAUCCGUAUCUUGGUCUGCGGAAGUUAUUUUAACCUUUGCUGGUUAUGGGUUAGCAAGCUUUAUGUUCUGUUCUUUGAGGCCUCUUGUUCUACAGGCAAGUGGAGCCACACUGUUCAAUCUAUCGUUACUGACAGCCGAUAUGUGGGCAGUGGUCAUUCGUGUGUUUUUAUACCACCAGAAGGUGGACUGGUUAUACUACGUGUCCUUUUUACUCGUUGGUAUCGGUCUCGUCAUAUAUUCAAAACCGAAGAAGCAUACCAAUGAGUUAUCAGAACUUGAAGAUGGUGACACUUACCUGCUGCCACCGGAGAAAGACUCGGUCGCGGCGGAGAAAGACUCGGUCGCGGUGGCAUCUAGUUCGUAA